AUGAAAACUACCGGCGACACUUCAGUCAAAUCAGCCCCCAUAAGGCAAGAUGAAGGUGGAGACACUAUUCACUGCAACGACCUAAGAUGGCUACCUCUCGCCCCGAAAGUUUGGAUCAAACUCAUCAAGCUGUCACCCGAGACAGGCGCCUACACUGUCAUCGUCCGGGCCGAGAAAGGAGGCGUCCUUCCCCGUCACCGACACAUCGAAAGCGCCGAAAUCUACGUUAUUCGAGGCGAUGGCAGACAUCCUCAAACCGGGCACUUUGCCCAAGGCGACUACGUAUCGGAAAGAAAAGGCGCGGUCCAUGACCCGCUUGUGUUCGACGAAGAGGUGGAAAUGUUGAUGAUGAGCAGUAGCCCGUCGGCGUUCAUUGACGACAAGGGUAACGACUUGUUCUUGAUGGACGUUCCAAUGCUGCAGCGGUUGGAGGCGUCAACAUAG
Colletotrichum karsti is the source of this 444-nucleotide messenger RNA. RefSeq lists its product as uncharacterized. NCBI's taxonomy places the organism in Eukaryota, Fungi, Ascomycota, Sordariomycetes, Glomerellales, Glomerellaceae. The transcript has a single exon. The coding region runs from base 1 to 444 and encodes 147 amino acids. The record is from RefSeq and is a predicted model, not a curated record.